Lodderomyces pseudojiufengensis is the source of this 1758-nucleotide messenger RNA. RefSeq lists its product as uncharacterized. The record is from RefSeq and is a predicted model, not a curated record. Bases 1 to 1758 code for a protein of 585 amino acids. Gene Ontology annotation, molecular function: protein binding. The transcript has a single exon. NCBI's taxonomy places the organism in Eukaryota, Fungi, Ascomycota, Pichiomycetes, Serinales, Debaryomycetaceae.
AUGGCUGUCGAAUUACUGUUCACAACAUUACCGAGCUCAAUUAGAAAUAAAAUCAUUUCGUAUUUACCCCAACAUUCAUUACUAUGUCUAUCACAAACAAAUUAUGAAUUUUAUCAUCCAUGUUUACAAAAAUUGUAUCAGAAAAUAAUUAUAUCAGAAACUCAACCGAUACAACAGCACUCGAAAAGAGGAGUUGAUUUUCAAAAUAGCAUAAACACUAUAAUUUCGGGGAGAUCAAAAUUUUCGAAAAACAAGAAUUUAGAAUUGAAAGUGAUCAAUGCCAGAAUCUUAAUAUUAAUUCAAGCUUUAAAAAUUAAUGUCGAGUUGAUAGAAUAUGUCAAAGAGAUUUAUAUUUUUGGAAACUUUAAUGAAGAAAUUAGAGAUAGUCUACAAGAAUUGAUUGAUAUAUUUCAAACUUUGGAUAUAUGCCAUAUUUUUAAUGCAGAAUUAAGGUCAAACAUUAAUAUGUCUCACUUGCAAUUAAAAUCAAUCAUUGUUGACGAAAACACAAUAAUUAAUGGUCCGAAAAAGGAGUUGAUAAUAAGUGAAAAUCAAAAUUUGGAUUUAACAAGUUUAACAAAUAUACAGAGUUUGAUUAUAGCAAAAGAUAAUUUCUUGGAUUAUUAUAAAUGGUGUGAAACAAAUAUUAUAGGACCACAAAUAUUUUUAAAAAAGCUAAAGAAAUUCAAACUCGUUUUCCAUUCCUCGGAUCUACAAUUAUCUGGAAAUUUGAUUUCUAGAAUCAAUUGGUUGACCAUAAAAGAACUAGAACUAGUAAUACCGUGUUCGAGCUCAGAUGAAAAUUACGUAUUAGACUGUUUAGACUUAAUACCAAUUAAUAUACCGACGUUAAGAAAGCUUUCAAUUGUUCAAGGUUCAGUUUUUGAAACUCAUUCAUUAAACGAGUCAUUUGAUUUAAACAUUUUAAAUUUCAUAUCAAAUUAUAUCUCCAAUCUAUCUUAUUUAUCAAUAAAACAUAACACACCACAAUUUGGUAAUUUUUCAGAUGGAGUUGAAGGAAAUUAUCAUAGAAGAUUUGAAACUUAUUUAUCAUUACUACCUAAAAUUAUAACUAAAUCCGAAAGUCCAAAUUUCAUUUUAAAUCUACCAAAUUUAUUUCAAACUUUUGCUUGUUAUGAACAAAAUAUGAAUGCGAUAUUAUGGAAUGGAUGUAAAUGUGAUUAUUGUGACGAAUAUUUAAAUAAACUCGAUGAAUUUUUAUUUCGUCAUAAAUAUUAUUCAAAAAAAUUAAACAAAUAUAAGGAUUUGAAUGUUUCUCAUUUAAUGUCGAUCAUAGCGAAUGAAUUAAAUGAAAGACAAAUUCAAGAGUCAAGUUUAACACAACUUGAUCAAUUAUCAUUCCCUCUAUGGAAUAAUCUAUGGGAUUUUCAUUCUAUUCCAAAUUCAAAAGAUUUGAAAUGUUUAGAUAAACAAACUGUGGAUUAUGGAGAAUAUUCAGAUGAGGAUUUAAUUGAUGAAGAAUUAAUAGCAAAUUGUGAGUUUAAUUCAAAAUUAUAUCAACAUAUCCCCAAGGCAAUUAGUCAUUAUAUAAAUACAAUGAUUCAAGAAGUUUUAAAUCUUAAUAGAGGAAAUGCAGAAGCAAGAAUUGAUGAAUUAACUAAUUUACAAUUUAAAGAUGGUGGUGAUAUAAAUAUUGAUACUAAAUUUAAUUUAAGAAAAAUUAUUAUUAAUGGAUUCAUUUAUAAUUUCGGUAAUGAAAUUAAUGGAACUCAUUUUUAUGAAGUCGUGUAUAGUUAG